AAAAGAUAAAGAUCCGUAUCCUUUAACGUGGAUAUUAAUGCAGGAGUCACUUUGUGAUAAAGAAUCAAGAUGUUACUUCGCCUCUGGUAGCCAGCUCUUUGAUUUGGCCACCUAAACUGUGCCUGGACAGCCUAAUUCAUCCGUCAAUAUUUAUUCAAUAUUUAUCGAAGGAAGGUGACGUUUGUAUCACAAAAUGUGGCUCUUACAGCGAAAAAGAGGAGUACAGCAUCAGAUACUGACUUUCAUGUUAGAACAAAUGCCCCAAUUACAUUUGGGAUCAUAUCGUUCAUUUCCGCUCAGGGACAACAUGAGGAUGCAUGGAGGCGUUUGAACUGUUAGAUGGAAAAUAAAGAGGGCUUUAUGCUAUUUGAAUAUUUACCUACAAUUGAGUGCUCGGGUUAUGAGAGGGUGACGGGGGGUGAAAGUUCGCCACAGUCUGGGGAACAGAAGUCCAGUGUUUCAUGACUUUUCCACAACCCACUGAACUCAACAGAGCAGUCAAUGUGGGACUGAAGAAAGAGAGACAGUUAGAGAAAAAUGCUAUAAAGAAGAGACCAUGAAUGGCUCUCGCCCUAUUUCUCAGGCCACAAAAUCACUGAAUUAAUAUUUUAUGUUUAUUUUUAACCAUAUGGUGUUAACGCAUCCUCUUUUCUUCGGUUAAUGUCAUUAUUAUGCCAAAGCAGGGAAGAAAAGAGGCAGCAUCUGAAUGAAGUGGGGCAGGUGCAUUUGCACAGAGCUCAUGAAUAGCGGCUUGCCAUUAGCCAUGCACAGCUCUGAAGCGCGCAUAAAUAAUAGCUGGCACUGCUGAUAAAAAAGCGCACCUUGGGGCCUCUCCCCCCCUUUCUCUCUCUCCUCCUUCGCUCUCUUUCUCCCCUUCUCUUUCUCUCACGGGAAUUUACGCUUUUAUUUCCCCCCCCCUUUCAUGGCUGCAGCACUGAGUCUGCAAGACAACUUCUUUGUAAGCAGCAGACUAAUUAGAAAUAGACUGAUUUUUGUAGCAGCGUGUUUUUUAUUUUGGGAGCUUGAGAUAAUUCAUAUUCAUGAUAAAAAUCUGAGACAGUUUUCUCUCUAUCCUGCAUUUGUAAUCCUGUGCCUUGCAGAACGAAUCCGCUGGACUGGUGCCUUCCUAUUGAGACGCAAGAAGCAUAGACACAAGGCUGCAUCAGAGAGCCACAACACCGGCUUCUGUCAUUAAAACAAACAAGACUGAUAUAAGUAUAUCAGUAACCAUUGCAAGAUUGCUUGUUAAAUCCUGUGGUUACUCCUCGGGGAUUUUGCUUAUAGAAGUUGCAUGCUCCAGGAGUGAUAGUUCUCGGCCGGGACAGAAGGAAUGGGAUACCCGGGCAGAGCAGUGAGAGGAUGGAGAGGGUGGAAAGGAUGGACGCUCUUGGUUUGGGUCGCCGCUGUCAGCUUGCUUUCAGCAGACGGACGGAGAGUGAGGCAGCCCAGAUGUCCCGCUGGAUGUAUUUGCACCAAAGAUAAUGCCCUGUGUGAGAAUGUCCGAUCCGUGCCUCACACUUUCCCCUCCGACGUCGUUUCACUAUCUUUUGUCAAGUCUGGAUUUCAUGAAAUCAACGGGGGAAGCUUUGUUCACACUCCUGCCCUGCAACUGCUGUUGUUCACAGCAAACUCCUUUGACCUCAUUGAUGAAGAUGCAUUCCUGGGUUUACCACAUCUUGAAUAUCUAUUUAUUGAAAAUAACAAAAUUGCAUCAAUAUCUCCAUUUGCGUUCCGGGGCCUGAAAGCACUGAUACAUCUGAGUCUGGCAUACAACAAUCUUGAGACGCUGCCCAAGGAUGUCUUCAAGGGCAUGGACGCUUUGACUAAAGUGGAUUUGCGAGGCAACAGCCUGAUAUGUGACUGCAAGCUAAAGUGGCUGGUGGAGUGGAUGCACAACACUAACGCCACCCUGGAUCAGAUCUACUGCAGCGGCCCACCCAUUCACCAGGGGAAGAAGAUCAAUGACCUGCUGCCACACUCUUUUGACUGCAUCACAGCAGAGUUUGCCUCCUAUCAGUCACUGAAGUUCGAGUCCAUUUCAGUGGAGGCCUUCAGCUUUGGCGAAGAUCAGUAUGUUGUGUUCCCCCAACCCUUUGCUGGGACGUGCAGCUUCCUCGAAUGGGAUCACGUUGAGAUGACCUUCAGAACCUAUGACACCAUUGAAAGCACCUCCACUGUGGUGUGCAAGCCCAUGGUGAUCGACAACCACCUCUUUGUCAUCGUGGCCCAGUUGUUUGGGGGCUCACACAUUUACAAACGUGACACCUCUGCUAACAAAUUCAUCAAGAUCCAGGACAUUGACAUCCUGAAGAUUCGUAAACCCAACGACGUGGAGACGUUCAUGAUCGAUGGGGAGUCUUUCUUCGUCAUCGCUGACAGCUCUAAGGCCGGCUCCACAACAGUGUACAAAUGGAACGGGAAUGGCUUUUACUCGCACCAAUCACUCCACCCGUGGUACCGGGACACAGAUGUAGAAUAUCUGGAGAUCUCCAACAAACCCCACCUGAUCCUGUCCAGCAGCUCCCAGAGACCUGUUGUGUACCAGUGGAACAGGGGUCAGAAACAGUUUGACCGCCGCACUGACAUACCAGAGAUGGAGGACGUCUUCUCUGUCAAACACUUUCGGGUCCAAGGUGAUCUGUUUAUAUGCUUAACAAGAUUCAUCGGGGACUCCAAGGUGAUGCGCUGGGACGGUGCCAUGUUCAAGGAGGUCCAGACAUUUCCCUCCCGUGGUUCUAUGGUGUUCCAGCCUGUCUCCAUCGGCAAGUGGCAGUAUGCCAUCUUGGGCAGCGAUUAUUCACUGACGCAGGUCUACCAGUGGGACACCAAGAGGGGUCAGUUUGUCCCAUCUCAGGAGCUGAAUAUCCAGGCGCCUCGAGCAUUUUCUGUGGUUUCCAUUGACGACCGAGUGUUCCUGCUCGCAUCCAGCUUCAAGGGAAAAACUCAGAUAUAUGAGCACCUCAUGAUUGAUUUGAGUAACUAAACCCAUUGUCAAAUCAGGACAAAUGGCGUACACUACUUGCCAGUUGAAUUUGAAUCCGCUAGCAAUUCCCAUCUACAGUCAAACUAAUGGAAGUUUCAAGCAGAAGCUCAAACUAUCUAAAAAGAUGUUUCAAAUACAAUUCAGGACCUUAAGGUUAGGCUGGGCUGAGAUAAGGUGAUUGAAAUUCUUACAUUGGUUAUGAUCAGUGAGUUUAUUCUGACAUAUUCUACACAGUCCCUUAUACCUAAUGUUUGUCAACCUGCUGUAACUAGUUAAUUUUGAUAAACUGUUUAGGAAUGCCUUAUUCUCCAUGUCACAAACUUUACUCAGAGUGCGAACUGACUAUCUUUUAGGAAAAAACAAACUAUCAACUCAUUCUUUUUGUCUGUUAUUCAACCGUGUAGGCUUACUACAGUACCUUGAAACACAGUAUGUUUUUUCUAUUCAACCCUAUAUAUUGUUUAUCUUUCUUGUAGGAAUUUGAUAGGAAAGGUUUAGGAAUUUGGUAGUUCUGAUGACCAUGUAACAAUAGCUACAUAGUGAAAUAUUUCUUGAGAAAAGGAGGCAAAAUGCAUCCAGGGUCACAUGUGCAGUUGUAUCCAAAAAAAAACUAUGGACACAAGAGACAAUUUUCUUUAAGUCCUCUUUAAUUAAACAGGGCAUUUCAGGAAAAUUAAUUGAACUCUGUCACACAAGAGCUGUUUAGACUCUCAUGUGACAAAGUCUGGGUCAUUAAAUACCUUGCAGAAGAUGGAGAGUCUCAUGAAUGUUCAAAUUGUAAUCUAAUCUAAAUUUGAUGAUAACGCAACAGUAACACUGUAGUUAGUAAUGUUAGUAAUGUUUACCAAAUACGGAUAAAAGUUGGACUACUUGCUGGGAAUUGUGUUAAUCCUUCUAGCGUUUGGCAGCUAGUUAACCUGUGCUCCGUCAGUAAUUACUUUACACUUAAAGAACUGACCCUCAUAUAUGAGUUGAAGAAUCCACUAAACAUUGUGAGAAACUAGGAAAACGACGUCACAUCUCAGUUGUGUCUACUCUCAGAAAAGCAAGACUGUAUGCAUGAUAGAGACACUCAUAGUGUUGAUUCCUGAUGAAUGACUCGCUAGAAGCAUCCCACUGUGUCAACCAGCCCUCUCUCUUUCACUGCACUCUUGCCCCUUUUCUCCCUCAUUGACAAAACCAUUGUUGUCUUUACUCCGCAACUAAAAGCCAACCACUGUGCAGCACCUACUACCUGUGCUUUCACACGGUCCUCUUAUUCUGACACAAAAGGAACAGAAUAUUGAUAACAAUUUAACAACUUCACUGACAACAACUUGCCAAAUAUAAUGUUUACGUUUUUACAAUACUGUGUAAAGUACUUUAUAUGAUAUUGCUUUUGUAUGUAGACGGGACCACACUCAAUGUUUUAUUUUUCAUAGACAUAGAAUUUAGUGUAGAUAUUUAAAAAAGAAAAAAAAAAACAAGGAUCACCUCCUCAAACACUGUGUAACAUGCAACAUCAGCAAAACAGUAUAGACUUACUUGUGUCAGUCUAAUCUAGUUAGGUAAGAGUAUAGGAUAUUAGUUAUUCCUUUGUCAUCUUGCUCAUUGUAUUUUAUGUACAGUAGUAAUAAAAUACUAAAAUGCUA
Messenger RNA from Seriola aureovittata, 4614 nucleotides. It is a transcript of the gene lgi1b, whose product is annotated as leucine-rich, glioma inactivated 1b. Gene Ontology annotation, biological process: myelination. The transcript has 10 exons. The record is from RefSeq and is a predicted model, not a curated record. Bases 1331 to 2983 code for a protein of 550 amino acids. NCBI's taxonomy places the organism in Eukaryota, Metazoa, Chordata, Actinopteri, Carangiformes, Carangidae. Gene Ontology annotation, molecular function: protein binding.